AUGGAUGUGUCCAACGAAAAUACUUUCCUUGUGGCCUCUAAUCAAUUUGAAAAACAAUUAAAUGCCCCCUUCAACCUCCCAGCGACCUCAACACCGGCAGAUAGGUCUGCCGACUGCGACAAUACCUCGACAUUCAAUCAGGAAAAUAACACAGCAAACGUCCAACCGGUCUUUCCUCAGUCCCUCGCCUUUGGCGACUCGACUCUGAAACGAUCCAUGGAACCUCACAAUUCCUUUCCUCGUCAAGCCGCCCACCAACCCCCCUGCCACAAUUCCAGCCCUUACGUUAUGCUGGAUGGACAUCCGCAGCCAGUUGAGGCUGUUGUUGCUCUUGUUGGCCAUCUGCGUCGCGAACUGAUUGUACGCAACGAACAGAUUGCCUGGUUUGAGUCUGAGUUGCGUCGUAUGCGGCGGCUGCUUGGCGAACGAGAGCGUGAUGUGGAUCAACUGAAGUCUGUACUCGAUCAAAAGUACGAACCGCCUGUGCCUACCGGUACUGAUGCCCUUGAGACGGUUACUGAGGAAGAGACCGCUAUGGAUGCAGAAGAAGGAUUUGGUUUGACCACUGGAACUAAACCACCUCAGGCGGCAUCCACUAGAGUAAAGAAACAAGGUGUAUCCGGCGAAAGUGUUAGCCGAAUUAAGUCGACCGGUUUCGUUCAUUAUGAAAAGGACGAAAGGUAG
Molecule: messenger RNA, 684 nt
Organism: Dibothriocephalus latus
Lineage: Eukaryota; Metazoa; Platyhelminthes; Cestoda; Diphyllobothriidea; Diphyllobothriidae
Source: the annotation of a GenBank genome assembly